This is a messenger RNA of Drosophila simulans, 1142 nucleotides long. RefSeq lists its product as uncharacterized. The transcript has 2 exons. Lineage: Eukaryota; Metazoa; Arthropoda; Insecta; Diptera; Drosophilidae. The record is from RefSeq and is a predicted model, not a curated record. Bases 448 to 1092 code for a protein of 214 amino acids.
CUGUGCUUAGCUCAGGAUUUCACCAAGGCUUUCAGGAUUGAUAAUACCAAUUGAUUAUGUACCUACAUUGGUCUAUAGCCAUUUAAUUAGUUAGUUAGUACGAAUGAACGCAAGGUCAUUAGGAUAUUUCUAAUUUGUGAUUUGUAUUCUUCAGCUAUGCAUUGUCUUCAAUAUCAUUAAAUAUUUGUCUUCUGACUAGGACUUCAAAAACAAUAACAAGCCCAUCUUCAAAAAUCGAUCAUCAGCCUAUCAAUAACAGAGGAGCCAGUAUUGUUGUUCACUGAAAUGACAAUUCUGUUAAGAACUCUUAUUUUUCUUUCUUUUUACUUUUUUUCUGAGCCAAAAGAAGAAGUCAUUACGACUGAGGACUACGACCAGUGUAUCGCUCUAUAAUCGGCAAAUUGUUUUUGUUUGUUACUUAAAUAGUCAAGACUGCGCCAAGUCAUAAUGAAGCCAAAGAAUGAAACAAAGCUACCGGCAUCCAAUUGUAUGAACAAGAGAUUCAAAUCGACGUUGAUGCGUUCUCCCGAGCCAAGUUUUGCCAUGUCCAAUGGGAUGAAAAAGAAGACUGUGUCCUUUUCACGAUUCAUCCGCGACGAUCGUGCUGCAGGGGGCCGCCCGACCAAUUGGGUAAAAAAGAAGACUGUUUCGAGGCGGCCACUCGGCCGCGCCCAUCUUUCCACAGGGGACCUGGCCCAUCAAUUGGCCAGCAUGUCCUUGAAUAAUCUGGUUGUGGCUUCCACCUCGAAUGAGCCGUUCUUUGCCAGCAACCAGAAGUACUAUUCCCAUCUGGCCCAGCCAGCUUCGGUGGGCCUCUCCCAAGCUCGUAACGCCACCCAGCCGUCAAUGCAACCGCGUCGUCGUAAUUCUAUCACCAACGAGUUUCUAGAUGAUCCACCUAAGCCAGCUUUCAACUGCCGCUCCUCGCUCGUCCGACGCAACUCAAUAAACCUCCCAAUUGAGGCCAAUUUUGCCAUGUCCGUGCUGAUGGGGAAUGAUGAUGAUGAUGAGGAGGAGGAGGAGGAGCCAGCUACAUCGACCUCGCAAGACGCAAUCCCGAAGCCGCCCAAGAAUUUCGGCUUUAUCUUCUAGAAAUGCAAGUACUAAUAAAUCUAGCUAGCUGAGCGCUACGACUUUAAUGA